UUGCUGCAUGAUGGGGGAGCCUUCUUUCAAAUGUGCCACAGAUCCAAAUGAAAGGAGGAUUAUUCUAGUCGGGAAGACCGGAGCGGGGAAGAGUGCUGCGGGAAACACCAUCCUGGGGAAAAAAGCUUUCGCCUCAAAACUGUCUCCAUCUUCACUGACAUCUGAAUGCCAGAAAGCAAAGGGGACGGUUGGAGGUCGAAAGGUCGCUGUCGUCGACACUCCGGGGCUGUUUGACACUAAAUUCACCAAAGAAGAAGUGUUGAAGAGGAUCAUGAUGUGCAUCUCUCUGUCUGCUCCUGGUCCUCACGCCUUCCUGAUAGUUCUUCAGCUGGGCAGAUUCACCGAGGAGGAGAAGGAAACCGUGAAGAUGAUUCAGACCACUUUUGGUGAGGAGGCAGCUAAAUACACAGUGGUGUUGUUCACACACGGAGAACAGCUGGAAGACGAAACCAUUGAAAGCUACAUUUCAAAGAGUUCUGACCUGGAAGCCAUCGUUCAGCAGUGCAACAAUCGAUACCAUGUCUUUAACAACAAAGUCAAAGACCCUGAACAAGCCAGACAGCUCCUGGUCAAAAUCGACCAGAUGAUUGCGGAUAACGGUCAAAGCUACUACACCAACGAAAUGUUCAGGAGAGCAGAGGAAGCCAUAGAGGAGGAGAAACAGCGACUCCUGAAGGAGAUGGAAGAAAAGAUGCAGAGAGAGAUGAAUAAAGAGAGAGCCAAUAGGGAUGAGCUGUACAAGAGAUUUGUGAAUGAAGCAAGAGAGAAAGCAGAAAGAUUGAAUAAGUUUGUUGCUGCAUCAGUAUAUGGUGCUACUAUUGGAGGUUGUGUAGGAGGUCCAGCUGGAGCAGCUGUUGGAGCAGCUGUUGGAGCUGUUGUGGGUACUUUGGCAGCGAAAAUCUCAGAGCGUUGCCAUGUUCAAUAAGAACAGUACAACAUACAGUUAAAAGACAUGUUUAUAUUUUAUUGUUUUCCAGGCAAAAUAUAGUAAUCUACUCUAAUGUAAUCUGCAUUUGCUUCCUAGAAAACUCUUUGCAUGAAUAAUUACACUAAUAAUCACUUUAUUAAGUGAUUAUUAGAAUUAUUAUACUAAUUAUAAUUGAAAUAUGUUCCUGAAAUAGGUAGAGCUACUCAGCUUGUGUUGUGCUGCGUCUUUAACAAUGUCUUGACUGUACAAUAUUUGUCUAAUCUAAUAAAAAUCAUUAAUGAACCUA
Micropterus dolomieu (smallmouth bass) is the source of this 1214-nucleotide messenger RNA. Its product is annotated as GTPase IMAP family member 9-like. The record is from RefSeq and is a predicted model, not a curated record. The coding region runs from base 8 to 925 and encodes 305 amino acids. NCBI's taxonomy places the organism in Eukaryota, Metazoa, Chordata, Actinopteri, Centrarchiformes, Centrarchidae. Gene Ontology annotation, molecular function: GTP binding. The transcript has 2 exons.